Molecule: messenger RNA, 3363 nt
Organism: Linum trigynum
Lineage: Eukaryota; Viridiplantae; Streptophyta; Magnoliopsida; Malpighiales; Linaceae
Source: the annotation of a GenBank genome assembly
CACACAUUUAGGAAAGAUUAUGACCACGAAACACGUUACUCCCUCCUUUCUGGGAUUUUUCCAGAAAUAGCACUUUUAAAAAAAAAAUUCCAAAAAUAGCACCCAACUCCGAAAAAUUCCAAAAAUAGCACCCUUUCUGAAAAACCGCUCCCUACCAGUGCGGUUUAAGCGAAAACCGCCACCCAGGGGAGCGUUUUUCGAUGAAAACCGCACCCCCAGGGGGCGGUUUUGCAGACCGCACCCCCACCAUGCGAUUUGGUUGCAGAUCGCAACCCCAGGGUGCGAUCUGCUUUUUUUUUUUUUUUUUGAAAAAUCCUAACCUAGGUAGAAACUUCAAACGGACGUAUCUUUGUGUUCGGGUAUCCAAUCGUCGCAAAUUUUUUUUUUAUUCCGCAUAACUUUUUGAGAUCUUGCAAGCCAAAGGUGGUUUGGUCCCGCCUUCAUCCCAAAAAAUGUCGUUUGCUACCCCGAACGAGCUUUUUUCCGAUUUCGUCAAACUUUGGACAACCAUAACUUUGUGCUCCAAAAUCCACACAACAUGAAUUUUUUUUUAUUUCGCAUAACUUUUUAAGGACUACAACUUUUAUCAUAGACACAAUUUCAAAAUGUACGUGGAUUGCUGAGAAGGGAAGGUAAGCUAUUCCCAAAAUCCUGUAUAUCCAAAAAUAAUUCCUGUUUUGAAAAUUCAUUCUAGUAAAAAUUGUAGUCCUUAAAAAGUUAUGCGAAAUAAAAAAAAAUUCAUGUUGUUUGGAUUUUGGAGCACAAAGUUAUGGUUGUCCAAAGUUUGACGAAAUCGGAAAAAAGCUCGUUCGGGGUAGCAAACGACAUUUUUUAGUACGAAGGCAGGAUCAAACCACCUUCGGCUUGCAAGAUCUCAAAAAGUUAUGCGGAAUCAAAAAAAAUUUCGCGACGAUCGGAUACCCGAACACAAAGAUACGUCCGUUUGAAGUUUCCACCUAGGUUAGGAUUUUUAAAAAAAAAAAAAGAAAAAUAAAAGCAGAUUGCACCCUGGGGGUGCGAACUGCAACCAAAUCGCACCCUGGGGGUGCGAUCUGCAACCAAAUCGCACCCUGGGGUGCGGUUUUCAUCGAAAAACGCGCCCUGGGUGGCGGUUUUCGCCUAAACCGCACUGGUAGGGAGCGGUUUUUGGAAAAUGGUGCUAUUUUUGGAUUUUUUCGGACUUAGGUGCUAUUUUUGGAAUUUUUUUUUAAAACAGUGCUAUUUCUGGAAAAAUCCCUUCCUUUCUUCUCACUCUUUUUCACUAGCCGUUUAAGCUAAUCGGCUAAUCCCAAUUCCCAACAAUUGAAACCGUUGUGGGCAAAGAAAAAAAGGACUCAAAUGGUAAUUAAGCAAACUAAAAGGAUGAUAAUGGAAAUAAAACAUCUACCGGCAAUCCGUCCAAUCAAUACGCGUCCCGCUAGCGCGUGAGCCCAUAACCGUCUCUCUCACCGUUCAUUCUUUCGCCGUAACUUCCUUCUUCUCUAGUCUUCCCAAUAUAUAACCCAACUUCACCUCUGCAGAUUUUUCCCACACACAUUUUUCUCAGCAACCAAACCACUCUCCAAAAAAGUCACACAGACCCAAAAGAAUCGCCACCAUGUUUCGCCUGAGCAACAACCUGAUCGGAAUCCUCAACUUCGUGACCUUCCUCCUCUCGAUCCCCAUCAUCUGGGCCGGCGCCUGGCUCCGCAACCACGGCAGCUCCGAGUGCGAGCGGUUCCUCGACACACCCGUCAUCGUCAUCGGCGUCUUCCUCAUGCUCGUCUCCAUCGCGGGACUCGUCGGUGCCUGCUGCAAGAACUCCUUACUUCUCUGGAUCUACCUCGUCGUCAUGUUCCUCCUCAUUGUGCUGCUCUUCUGCUUCACCAUCUUCGCCUUCGUCGUCACCAACAAGGGCGCCGGCCAGGUGUUAUCUGACCGCGGGUACAAGGAGUAUAAAUUGGGGGAUUACUCCAAUUGGCUGCAGAAGAGGGUGACCGGGGGGAAGAACUGGAACAAGAUCAGGAGCUGCUUGAUUGAAGGGAAAGUCUGCUCCAAGUUCAACGAGACUUACCUUUCCGAUUCCGUCGAGCAGUUCUACACCGAGCGAUUGAACGCUCUUCAGUCUGGAUGCUGCAAGCCAUCAGAUGAAUGCGGCUACACCUAUGUGAACCCAACGACAUGGACCAAGACCACCACGAACUCGACCAACCCCGACUGUGCAGCUUGGGACAACCAGCCCGAUGUGCUCUGUUUCAACUGCAACUCCUGCAAGGCCGGGCUUCUCGACAACCUCAAGCGCGACUGGAAACGGGUGGCGAUUGUCAACAUCGUCUUCCUCGUCUUCCUCAUUAUCAUCUACUCUGUGGGUUGCUGUGCUUUCAGGAACAACAGGAGGGACAACUCUUACACCACAGGGUGGAAGGCUUAAGAUCACAUUUUCUGAUGCUGCUGCUGAUGUAUGGAGAUUGUAGUUUGUAGUUUAGGCGGAUCAUAUUUUGGCUUGUUGCUUCUACUUCCUGUUAUUUGUUGUACAGCAUUUUGAUAUGCUUGACUUCCAUGGCUGCGUUAGAGCAUAUGUUGGGCUGUAUAUGUUCUCUACCUCCCCUGCCUGGUGGAUAUUUCUUCUGCUAUGAAUAGAUAUUCACUCCCAUCUCUUCCCAUUUAUCAUCAUCAUCAUCAGCUUGGUAGGUCUAUGUAUCCCUUCAAUUGCUUUUAACUUCUUCUACCAGCUUAUGGACCAUAUGCUUAAUCAUUUGUCCCUCUUGAAUGUUCGAAAGGUUAGUUGAAAACCAGGUAAGCAAUAGGUCAUUAGGCUUGGGAUAACAAUAGUGACCAUGAAACAAGUGUGGCCAUGGAGACACAAAGUAGACUUAGAAGGGGGUUGUUCACCAAAAAGAAGAGUAGACUUGUGAGGGAAAUGAAGAGUUCUAUAUUUAGAAAUGAUGUAGGUAAGAAUAAUUUUGGCGCGUUAGUUACGCAAAUUAUCAUUCAACUUUAAAUAAACGAAUCUCUGACCUAGUGAUACUUGAAACAUAAUGACAAUUUUGAGACGGUUGAUUCGAUUUAUGAUAGUUAAUAUUGGUCUCUCUUAACACCUCGUGAUGCUUGACAUACCAAGAAAAGUAUGACUAACAUGCGAAUUUGAAGAUUUAGUUGAUCCAUCAAACAUAGUUUGAAUUUUCAUCGAAAUGAUAUAAAAUUUUGAUACCUAACCUUAAGUUUAGUUCGUUCAAAGCGAACACUGCCAGACAACACCUCGUGUGACCUCGAAUCAAGUCACUCGUAGUUGCAUUAGCUGAAUCAAUAAUAACAAUGUCGUCUGAAAAUUGAGAGUGAUCCAAUGUGAUGUGGCAGCUUUCAUAAUAAGAUCUCAAGCUCCGU